AAAAAAAUUACGUCAUGACGUUAAGGCUACGGGGCACGUAACGACGUCAGAUGAGCGCCUCUGUAGCACGCUUUGUAGGGACGUUUGGUUGUCUUGACAGUAAUUGCUGUAAACGGAAGGGGCUGAGUGGAGGCGACAGUGAGGGGCGGCAGGCUACAGUGGCUUAAAAAAUGGCAGCUGACAUGUUUAACAAAGCUAUGGAGCAGCAGUUACUGCAGACUGCCAAGCUUAUGGAGGAGCAGUUAGACGCAGAACUGGAAAAGCUGGAAAAGGUGGAUGAAGAUGAAAUGGAACGUCUCAAAGAAAAGCGUCUGGAAGCUUUAAAGAAAGCACAGCAGCAAAAACAAGAAUGGCUAUCCAAAGGGCAUGGAGAAUACAGAGAAAUACCAAGUGAGAAAGAUUUCUUCCAGGAAGUGAAAGAAAGUAAAAAUGUGGUCUGCCAUUUUUACAGAGAUUCUACUUUCAGAUGUAAGAUCAUGGACAAACACUUGGCAUUACUGGCCAAGAAACACAUUGAAACAAAAUUCCUAAAACUGAAUGUGGAGAAAGCUCCCUUUUUAUGUGAACGACUGCGCAUUAAAGUCAUCCCAACGCUCGCACUAGUGAAAGAUGGGAAAACAAGAGAUUACGUCACCGGUUUUACUGAUUUGGGCAAUACAGAUGAGUUUACUACAGAGACCCUGGAAUGGAGGCUUGGCUGUGGCAAUAUUAUUAACUACAGUGGAAAUCUUAUGGAACCUCCUUUUCAGAGUCAGAAGAAACAUGGCUCCCACUUCACAAAGGUGGAAAAGAAAACUAUACGAGGAAAGAAUUAUGAUUCAGACUCUGAUGAUGACUAGAAAAGCAUGAAGGGGGUUUGCACACUUUUUAGUGUGUGUGUGUGUGUGUGUGUGUGUUUUUUUUUUGUUUGUUUUAAUUUUUUUUUAUUAAUGUUUAGAAUGGGAAAUAUACAGUUUUCUAAUAUACAUGUAUUAAAAAAAAAAAUUCUGCUCACAUUCCUUUCUCUUACCAAUGCAGUAACCUGUGUAUCUCUACAGUAGAAUGGUAUAACCCACAGAUAUAGUAAUGCAUCCAUGACCUAACUGGCAGGACUAAAGGUGGCAUCAGUCAUGUGACCUGCCACAUACAGUCUAACAACUUCUUCACUUUGGAGCAUACUUAUAAAGCAGUCAUUCAGGAAGAUUCUUUUUGUUUUGUUGCUCAUAGCAACCAAUCACGGCUCAGCUUUCAUUUCUUAUAUUGUACUUGUAAAAAUGAAAGCUCUUCUUACUGGGGAGACUGUAAAAUAUGCCUCCACACGUGGACAUAUAUAAUGCUGAGAUGCUGCAGUAGGUACUCAUAUUGUUCUGCUCCUCAAUAUAAUUCUACUCUUCAUCUUAGAUAUAUAGUGAGAAAUUGUACCUGUUGUCAAAGAAAAUGUUUAAUGUAGAUAAUACUACUCUAUGUAUAAUUGUAACAUACAUUGGUUAAAAAAUUGUGCAUAUUUUUGGGUGAAAAAAUGCUGUCCCUGCAGCUAUUGCCCGUGUGUCUCUAUGAGGAGUCCAAAUACAGGAAGUGAGGGUAGGACAAGCAGGGCAGCCUCCUGGCUUGUCAGUCAUCCUGAUGUGUGAGCUGGGAGUGUGUCAUAGUGCCUCAGUGCACAUGUGCACAUUGUCCUGCUUUUUUUCCCUUAGUGCACAGAGCCCUGCUUAUCCACCCUCACUUCCUGUAUUUGGAAACCACAGAGACACCCAUGCAACAGCUGCAGGGACAAAAAUAUACACAUUUUGUAACCAAGUAUAUUACAAAUAUACAUAUAAUGGUAUUAUCUACAUUGUAUAAAAAGGUUUUUGUUGACUACAGGUACACUUUAACUGAUAUUAUGGGUGAUAUGGAAUUUGCUACUAUGGACUAAGUUGUGGUUUGUACCAUUUUUGUGUACAUGUAUAUUAGAAAACUGUAUAAUUUCCAAUGCGAUACAUAACAAAGAACAAACAAUGGAAAAGUGAACAAUCCCUUUAAUGUCCCUCUUAGUGGCUGAGCCUAUGAAUGCCAUCUUUGAUCAUCCCCUACUGUGGGAUAUAAUAUUCAUUCUUACAGACGUGGAGACACCAGGGUGCAAGCUAGGUUUUCUGGUGGAAAUGGCUCUUGAUGCCAUUUUGCUUAAAAAAAAAAAAUGCAGGACUUUUCCUAACAAAAGUUUUAUAUUCUCUGCUAUUUAUAUACAGUAAAUAUAAAAAUAAGAUGAAGGGUCCAACAAUAGAUUACAGAAUCUGUAUUUGAAUACACUUACUGAAUGAUUUGUUUCUUGACUUACACUUAAAGGAUUUUGGUGUUUUGAUUUUAUUGUAUUCAUUAUUUCAGCACUUAAUCGCCAAGGAAAUAGUUAAAAUAAAAGUUCUCCUUGUUGUCUUUAUCACUUUAGAUCAGAGUUUUUUAAAACAGUGUGCUGAGUGUAGUAGUUUUGCAAUAGCUGGAGACACACUGUUUUUAAAACACUGCUUUAGAUUCUGUUUGUAAAAAGAUAAUUGAUUUCAUUUGGGUCUGAAGGGGCGCUUUUUAGGCUCCAUGAAAUGAAUUGUUACUUACCUUCUGUAUGAACCUUGGGCCUUACAAUAAGUGAUUUUGCAAUGCAAGCCAUUUUCAUAUCCGUAUCAUAGCUCUUUUUAAAGUACACUAAACAAUAAUAAAGAUCAAACUGAAGAA
Hyla sarda is the source of this 2685-nucleotide messenger RNA. RefSeq names its product thioredoxin domain containing 9 (gene TXNDC9). The coding region runs from base 171 to 839 and encodes 222 amino acids. Lineage: Eukaryota; Metazoa; Chordata; Amphibia; Anura; Hylidae. Gene Ontology annotation, biological process: microtubule cytoskeleton organization. The transcript has 5 exons. The record is from RefSeq and is a predicted model, not a curated record. Gene Ontology annotation, cellular component: cytoplasm.